ACAGGUCACCUGACUUUCUCCGGUUGCUGUGAUGUUGCGGUGGCGUUUCAACAACAGUGAGGCAUGGGUUACGACAGGUAGAUUAUAGCCGGACAUUUUCCAAAUCACAUAUUACUGAUUAGAAAGAAUAUCUGUCUUAAUCAUGGGACAGUGUGGAAUCACCUCAUCGAAGACGGUGCUGGUCUUCCUCAAUCUUAUAUUUUGGGCUGCUGCUGGAAUUCUGUGCUAUAUUGGGGCCUAUGUGUUUAUCACAUACGAUGACUACGACCACUUCUUUGAGGAUGUGUAUACCCUUAUUCCGGCUGUGGUUAUAAUUGCAGUUGGAGCUCUCCUGUUCAUCAUCGGCCUUAUAGGUUGCUGUGCCACCGUACGAGAGAGUCGCUGUGGGCUAGCUACGUUUGUUAUCAUUCUCAUGUUGGUGUUUGUGACAGAAGUGGCUGUGGUGGUGCUUGGUUAUAUUUACAGAGCAAAGGUUGAAGAUGAAGUCAAUACCUCCAUCAAGAAGGUAUAUAGUGAAUACAAUGGUACAAACUCUGAUGCCCCAAGUCGUGCAAUUGACUAUGUGCAAAGACAGCUCCACUGCUGUGGGAUUCACAUUUACUCAGAUUGGAGGGAUACACGCUGGUUCAAUGAGUCCAGAAACAACAGUGUGCCAGUGAGCUGCUGUCAACCUAACAUCAAGAACUGCACAGGCUCCCUCACACGUCCCGUGGAUCUUUACCAGGAGGGAUGUGAAGCCCUGGUUACGGACAAAUUGAAGGAGAUCAUGAUGUAUGUCAUCUUGGCUGCAUUGAUGUUUGCUGCCAUUCAGAUGCUGGGGAUGCUCUGUUCAUGUGUGGUCCUGUGUCGUAGGGGCCGUGAUCCCGUCUAUGAACUGCUCAUUACGGGGGCGACCUAUGCAUAAAAAAGACACAUCUUGUUUUCUUCAUAUACACAACUGCAACUCCAAACCAUGUUGGGGGAGGGGGAAGAUAGCAUGUUAUCUACUGUAACAUGCUUUCAUUAUAUAUUGAGAAGCUGCUUACACAGCUCAUACUGUGUAAGAAGCCAUUGGUACACUAAUGGUGAGUGAAAACGGAAUAAUGUAUUUACAAGCUUAAUAAGUUGCUGUUGUUUUUCUAAAAGCUCUUGGUCAAUUUCUUUGAGGGUCAAAAAUAUUAGUUUCAUGUCAUUUUUCUCCAUAAAUAAGUGUUCCCUCAAGUUUGUGGUGGGGGGGGGGUGAUCAUGAUGGUAUUCUUGCAUUUCUCAUGUAUGUAUUAUAUCCAUGGCUUUGCAGUUAUUUGCACUCAAAACCUAUAUGUAUUCUAUAACAGAGUAUGUGUGAAAAGUUGCCCUAUACUCCCCAAACUUCUUUAUAUCCGUUACCCUUAACUAGCAAUGUCUCUAUUAAGAAACAGUGGAACACACAUCAGUCUAAAUAAAGUCGUUGGCCUGUUAAGAACUUA
Hypomesus transpacificus is the source of this 1445-nucleotide messenger RNA. RefSeq names its product tetraspanin 3a (gene tspan3a). The record is from RefSeq and is a predicted model, not a curated record. NCBI's taxonomy places the organism in Eukaryota, Metazoa, Chordata, Actinopteri, Osmeriformes, Osmeridae. The coding region runs from base 143 to 904 and encodes 253 amino acids. Gene Ontology annotation, biological process: protein maturation; regulation of vascular endothelial growth factor signaling pathway; protein localization to plasma membrane. The transcript has 7 exons. Gene Ontology annotation, cellular component: membrane.